This is a messenger RNA of Podospora anserina S mat+, 4110 nucleotides long. RefSeq lists its product as uncharacterized. The coding region runs from base 1 to 4110 and encodes 1369 amino acids. The transcript has 5 exons. Lineage: Eukaryota; Fungi; Ascomycota; Sordariomycetes; Sordariales; Podosporaceae. Gene Ontology annotation, molecular function: oxidoreductase activity, acting on CH-OH group of donors; flavin adenine dinucleotide binding. The record is from RefSeq and is a predicted model, not a curated record.
AUGGACAAAUCCGAGAGACAAAACCCUUCGGAGAUGUUGGGAGCCCAUCCCAACGGACCGAACGGGCCCUACACACCUCCUCUCACCCCAGCCCUUCACAUUGAUAGCCCUGGCACCACCGACACCAGAGGCCAGCUCUCCAUCGACCAUCUUCACAUCGUCCACAGUCCAGCCGAUUUGACGCAUGACAGCGUAAGGAACCGGACAGAGACAGAGCCCAACCUGCGACACAGAAGAGUCCGAACCGCCGACUCGGAAUCCUCUUCCUCAACCGAAGCAGCCAUGUCCAGCUCCUCCUCCAGCCCCAACCCCCGAGCAGCCUCUGUCUUUAGCACCCAAACCCUCAUCAGCGAGGAAACCGCCCCUCCUCCCAGAGCCACAACCCCCUCCCGCCAGGACUCCCACCCCAUCGAAACCUACGAGGGCCACCAGCAAGACCCCUCCCCUCACAGCACCUCCCGGGCCAAGAUCAGGGGGUACACCGACGGGAGAGACGACAAGGCUUUUCCUCGCAUCUCCAAGCCGCUUGAGCUGCUGAGGGGAUCGUACGACGUGGUUGUGAUCGGAUCUGGGUAUGGCGGUGCUGGCGCCGGCGUUUUUAAAGGGGAAGCUGGUGGAGGGCGGGAACCCUACCGGCAUGUAUCAUAUGAUUUUUGGGAAGGGACAGAAUGCGGUUGUUUUCUGAUCAAUGCGAAUGUGUUUAUGGAGGCGGAUAAGCAGACGCUGUCUAUGAAGCCCUGGCCUAAGGAGAUUAGGGAAAACCCAAAGGGCUUGGAUAAGUACUACAAGAAGGUGGAACAGGUCCUUGAACCUACCGAGUACCCCAGCGAGUGGCCCGAACUCCCCAAGACCAAAGUCUUCAAGGAACAAGCCGAAAACCUGGGCAUGGGUCACAAGUUCAAGAAGGUCAAGCAGACAACACGCUUUCGCAAUGGUCCCAACAGCUGCGGCGUUGAGAUGUCCCCAUCCAGCCUCACAGGCCAGGACGCCACGGGGGUCAACGACGGCUCCAAAACCACCACCCUCGUCACCUACCUAGCCGACGCCUGGAACUGGGGCGCCGAAAUGUUCUGCGAGUGCGAGGUGCGGUAUAUCCAAAAGGACGAGAAAGAAGGCUACCGCGUCUUCUUCGCCUGGCACGGCAGGAACCGCGGGCUCUUCAAAGGCUAUCUUCACAACGACCUUAUGUGGGUCCAUGCGAAAAAGGCCGUCUUCCUCGGUGCCGGCGCCAUCGCUUCGACCGAGAUCCUACUCAGGAGCAAGGCUAUGGGCCUUUCCAUGAGUGACAGUGUCGGACAGAACAUGAGCGGGAACGGCGACAUGUUGGCGUUUGGAUACAACACCGACAGACACGUCAACGGGAUGGGCAAGCCGGUCCCGUCGCCGUAUAACCCCAUCGGGCCAACGAUUACGAGUGUGAUUGAUAACCGGGAGGGACACGAGAACCCGUUGGAUGGGUAUGUGAUCGAGGAGGGGGCUAUUCCCCAUGCUCUGUCGCAUCUUUUCCAGGUCAUGUUGGACUUCAUGCCGGGAAAGAAGGACCCGAGGGAUGAUACUAUCAUCGAGAAGACGCAGGCUGCUCUGGCGAGAUGGGGUUCUAGACUUUUGGGACCCUACUUCAAGAAUGGCGCUACGGAACGGACGCAGGUGUAUCUGGUCAUGUCGCAUGACAGCAAUCAGGCCAUGCUGUCGCUGAAGGACGACAAGCCCGUUCUAGAAUUCCUCGGCGUCGCUCGCAGCCACCACGUCAAGAAGCUCAACAACAUCUUGGAGCGGGCGACAGAGUAUGUUGGAGGUACCUUGGUACACAGCCCCUUUUACGGGAUCAUGGGCCAGCAGAUCACGGUUCAUCCCAUUGGUGGUGCCUGCAUGGCUCGAGACAAUACGGGGAGGACUGGUGUUACCAACCACGUCGGUCAGCUCUUUAGCGGAAACGGAGCGGAAGUCCAUGACGGGUUUGUGGUUACAGAUGCCUCUGUGAUUCCGACUGCGCUGGGUGCCAACCCUUUUGCCACUAUCGCCGCUUUGGCAGAACGAUCGGUGGAGGCGUACUGCGAGUCCAAGGAGCUCAAGAUUAGCGAGGAGAAGAAUGGCAUUCUCAACUUGCUCGGGGAGCCGGCGCAUGCUCCCAAGCGGUGCAGGCCCAAGCAGAGGCGGGAGCAGUUGAAGGCUGAGGAAGAGCUGAUCAGCAUUCAGACGGCAAAGAAGGUCAUGGACAAGGCUCGGAUUGUCAAGGCUAGCGGCAUUGGCUUUACCGAGGUCAUGUCUGGCUUUCUUCAUGCUGAUACCAAGAUGACCGAGGAUAACCGGGCGACGUAUGAGCUUGCUCAUCGCAUUGGUAAGUCGCUCUGUGAGAGCGCGAGGUUCUUCCUCAGCGUGCAGUCUUUCAACACCAAGGAGAUGAUCAGCCAUGUGCAGCAUCGUGGGAUGCUGACCGGCACUUUUGUCUGCCCGGCCAUUCGUGGGUCCCCGUUCAUGGUGCAGAGAGGAGAGUUUAAUCUGUUCAUUCUCAACUCCAAAGCUCCGGGGACUCGCAACCUGACCUACGACUUUGACAUGACUGGUGUCGAUGGCAGGAGGCUGCACUUCCACGGCUACAAGGUGGUUGACUCGUCGGUUGCCCUGGCCCCUAUCCAGUUCUGGAAGGCAACCAGCACCCUCUACGUGACCAUCAGCGAGCACGUCCCAGGCAUGUGCCGCGAUCUCGACGACGAGGACGCCUGGCGCAGAGGCGCCCCCAUCGCAAAGGGCAUCAUGCAAAUCCAACCUAGCGACUUCCUCUCCCAGAUCAACACCAUGACCACCACCGGCAGCAGCUUCAUCCGCAAAGCCGUCAGCGCCGCCAGUUUCCUGACUUACUUCACCCGCCGCUCCAUGUCCCUCUUCCUCGCCCCUCUCACCCCCCUCCAAUACCCAACCCAAACGUUUACCGGCUUCACAAACGACACCAACCCCGACAGCUCCUACGCCAUCGUCGCCUCGGACGGCGUAACAACCCGCAUGCACAAAUGGGAGCCCACCCACGUCCCAGAAGGCCACCAGGUAAAAGACCUCUUCAUGAUCCCCGGUGCGAGCGUCGACCACCAAAUCUUUGCCCUCCCCACCAUCCCCUUCAACGCAGUCAACUACUUCCGUCGAGCAGGCUACCGCGUCUGGGUGUCCGUCCACCGCAUCGGCCAGCUCAUGAUCGCAGGCAACAACUGGACAACGUUUGACGCCCGCCUCGACCUCCGCGCCUGCCUGGAAUACAUCCGCAAAUCCCAGACCACCACCCUCACCCCCAAACUCGCCUCCCCGGAAAAAGUCUACUGCGUCGCCCACUGCAUGGGCUCGGUAGCCUUCUCCUCCGGCCUCCUAGACGGGACAAUCCCCCCCUCCUGGAUCUUGGGGAUAAACUGCUCACAGGUAUUCAUGAACCCCAUCUGGGGACCCGCCAACAUGGCCAAAGUCAUGGCUGGCGGUCCUUUGCCUCUUGACAAGUUAUACAACGCCGUCUGCGGCUCUUGGUUCAGCUGCUCGACGAGCAAAGACGAGGGAUGGGCUCAGUAUCUCCUUAACCAAGCCCUGAGGUUAUACCCCCAAUCCCGCAAAGAAAUGUGCAACAAUGCCGCCUGCCACCGAACUUCGUUGGUGUUUGGUCGGUGCUGGAACCACCACAACCUCAACGAGGCUACACACCGGCAGAUCGACCGGUUUUUCGGGGGGGUGAACAUGCGGUUGCUGAAUUUGCUCAUGAAGAUGGGCUACGAGGGUCAUGUCAUGACCAAUGCGCCAAUGUAUGAACCCCUGGACACGAGGGAGAAUGUCCAACGACUAAAAGGGAUACCGAUCAUGCUCUGGGUGGGGAGGGACAACGCUGUCUUGUCGCCCGAGGCUACCGAGCGGACGUACGAGGUGUUGUGCAGCCAGUUUGAGGACGGGGAUUACAAGCGCAAGGUUGUGCCGGGGUAUGGGCAUCUGGAUGGGUGGAUGGGGAGGAACGCGUGGAGGGAUGUGUACCCGUUUGUGAGGGAGGAGGUGGACAGGGUGGUGAGGGGGGAAGGGUACAGGUUUGAGGAGCCGGAUGAUGAGUUCAAGGCGAUGGUGCACGGGAAUGAAAUUUAUUAUUAG